GAAGAGAGGAGAGAGAAAAAAAAUUAAAAGGAAAAAAGGAGCGUGGCUGAGUCUGGAAGCGGGUCUCGCCGCCCAGGACCCGCACGCCCCGGCGGCCACGCGUGGGUGCAGAUCGCGGCGCGGCGCGCAGGGCCGGGCUGAAGAUGCACACGACGCAGAAGGACACCACUUACACCAAGAUCUUCGUCGGGGGCUUGCCCUACCACACCACCGACUCCAGCCUGCGCAAGUACUUCGAGGUCUUCGGGGACAUCGAGGAGGCGGUGGUCAUCACCGACCGGCAGACGGGCAAGUCCCGGGGAUACGGCUUUGUCACCAUGGCUGACAGAGCUGCUGCUGAAAGGGCUUGUAAGGACCCCAACCCCAUCAUCGAUGGCAGGAAAGCCAACGUGAACCUGGCGUACCUGGGUGCCAAGCCGCGGAUAAUGCAGCCAGGUUUUGCCUUUGGUGUCCAGCAGCUUCAUCCAGCUCUCAUACAGAGGCCUUUCGGGAUACCCGCUCACUAUGUCUAUCCACAGGCUUUUGUGCAGCCUGGAGUGGUAAUUCCCCACGUGCAGCCUGCAGCGGCCGCUGCUUCCACCACACCGUACAUCGACUACACCGGAGCGGCGUACGCGCAGUACUCGGCGGCAGCGGCCGCCUAUGAGCAGUACCCGUACGCCGCCUCACCGGCUGCCGCCGCCGGCUACGUGGCAGCCGGGGGCUAUGGCUAUGCCGUGCAGCAGCCCCUCACCGCAGCAGCGCCCGGCACAGCCGCGGCGGCAGCGGCAGCUUUCGGCCAGUACCAGCCCCAACAGCUGCAGACAGACCGCAUGCAAUAGCAGAUGGACUCCCGAAGGAAGCUCGCGAGCUCUCUCUUCCUCUUCUCGGCCUUCCAGUAUAAGUAGUUAACAGAGACAAUUCGUAGUAACUAAGAAGCUUUAAGGAAAGCGAUGCUAUUGCGAAACUAAAGAUUUUUAUUCCACUGUCUUCAUACAGUAUGCAUCCAAAUCUUGUUGUUAGAGGGGAAGGGUAGUGCGGCAUGUCUAGUUUCGAGUGUCAAGCCAGAAGAAAAGGGGGGGAAAAAUACUGUACUGUCAUGAAAGAGUGGCAGGAGUAGCUAUGGGACUUCGUAUUUUCAAACAAACAAAAAAGAACCAAAAAAAAGCAAAGAUGUACUUUCUACAGUAUCAGGGAAGCAAAACUGCCUUUUAUAAGUAAGAAAAUGGUAUCUGAAAAGUUUGAACCAGGGGAAAAACUUGAGUCAGCAAUAUGUAACCUUUAUCCAUUUAAGAGGAAAUGAGCUUAAAGCACUGAUUGUCCUUUCUAGCAUUCAGAAGUUGUCUUGGUGAGACAGGACCUUGUCACUGUCUCACUGACGGGCACCGAACAACCCAAGGAAGAUGGCCGGCUAGUAAGAUGGCGGACAGGCACCAAAGUUAUUUUCUUCUCUGUCCUCUGGAUGAGUGGAACUAUGGAGCAAGUGAUGUGGAAGUAAGGGGUGCAACAGCUGUAGAGACAAUCAAUAACACAGACAGUUCUGGACAGAACACAUCACUCGUGCUCAUGUGAUGAGCUUGUCACAUCCUAAUCCCUCGCCCCAUCCCGUUUCACUUUUGGGAAACUUUAACUGCUGGUGUCAGCUAUUCUGAUUCUAAAAUAGGAUCAGCCCUUUACUACAACAGCCUUCUCUUUCUAUUUAUUGCAUCUAUUCGUAACUUGUGAAUAAAGGCAGGAAGAAGCCUAAUGAAUUAAAACCUUUUAAGAACUGUUUUAAGGGAAUUUUCUUUUCUGAAACCAUUUGUACAAUUUUAAUAUCUAUUUCAGGAUUAUAUUUAAAGUAUUUAUUAGCAAACAUACAGUACACAAGACAACUUUUUGUUACCAAGACUGCAGUUCCUGAAGGGUUAAUGGUAUGUGAUUUAUACUGUGCCUUAAUUGUUAUGCUAUUUAAAAAGAAAUAUUUAUUUUGAAAAUUUUACUAUGCUGCGCUCUAAAGAAAGCGACUUUAGAUGUGACACUGUAAAAUUAUGUAUUCAUCUCAUGGUAUAAAUUAUUUAGUAGGCUUAGAUGUAGCAUAUUAAAUAUUAACCUAAUUAACUAAGGAUGUUGACUUGGAUUUAUUUAAAUUCAGUAUGUGCACUGUAUGAGGGUACUCUUAAAUUAACACUUUUUUUUAGGUUUUUACAUAAAAUAUUGCUAGUUCAUUCUUUUUCCCUCUACUAGUUAUUCAUGUAGACCUCUCAAAUACAUUAGUGCCGUUUUCUCACUCAUCUGUAUGUAGACUGACUAUUUUUCCCUUUGCUAGAAAAUGCUGCUUUACAUUGUCCUGUGAAACUACAAUACUUGCAAUUUUUAUUCUUGACCGAAAUGGAAUUUAAUAUUUUACACUGUAUUGGAUUUUUUUUAUACUUGAACAAUUUCAUACAAGGGAAGACAGGAUAGCAUUUUUAUGGACUUUAUCCAAUGUCACUGGAUUUAUUUGAAGUAUUCUGAAUACUAGCCAGUGUUACAAUGCAGACAUGACUCUCCUGUGCAUAUUAUUUAUUCAUUAUGUAUAUUGCUUUACAACAUUUCAGAUCUCCUAAUCUAUUCACUCGUAUUAAAACAAUAAAAAAAUGUUGUCUCA
Molecule: messenger RNA, 2608 nt
Organism: Serinus canaria (Common canary)
Lineage: Eukaryota; Metazoa; Chordata; Aves; Passeriformes; Fringillidae
Gene: RBM24
Product: RNA binding motif protein 24
Exons: 4
Coding region: 144-821 (225 amino acids)
Cellular component (GO): cytosol
Molecular function (GO): mRNA 3'-UTR binding
Source: RefSeq, a predicted model, not a curated record